Messenger RNA from Serinus canaria (Common canary), 2796 nucleotides. It is a transcript of the gene CIMIP1, whose product is annotated as chromosome 20 C20orf85 homolog. The record is from RefSeq and is a predicted model, not a curated record. The transcript is spliced from 4 exons. Bases 52 to 399 code for a protein of 115 amino acids. Lineage: Eukaryota; Metazoa; Chordata; Aves; Passeriformes; Fringillidae.
CGCGGCGGAGCCCGGAGCGCGGCGGGCCUGAGGCGGCGCGGCCCCGGCCCGAUGGAGCCCACCAACUUCAUAGCGAAGGACAACAACUGGAAAAACCGUGUUGAAAGCGAAAAAGACGCUGCAAAAAGAUGGGCUGAGAAAUGGGGAUUUUUGAAAACACCUCUUGAGGAGUUGCUUGGACCUGAAAAGAAAGAAGCUGCAAAGCCCAAGCUACAGCUUCCAGAUCACCUGCAGGUUCGACCUGUGACACCCGUGGAAAAAUACACUAAGGUGCUUCCAUCUCCUCCAGUACCUAAAACUACCCAUGGAUUUAUUGGCUGGAGAUCAAGUGUUCCAGCACUGGCACUUGAACAUUAUGAAAUCCAAAGCUGCAAAGGAGCUGUCCGUAGAAUGAAGUGACCAUGUGAAUCCUCUGAGUGACAUUAUGAAAUAAAGAGGCACAAAGAGCCAUCUGCAUUCCUAAGGAAAUAUCCUGGAGUGGACUGUUGGACUGUUGUGCAUUUCUGUUCUUUAUGUAAAAAUCCACAAUCAUUUUGGUAAAGUGUGAACAGUUUCAUUUUACUUCAUUGAAUCUUUGGCAUCCAGGCUGCUAACUCUGCUUCAGAGCUUCUGCUUGUAACUUGGAAAUAACAAUGAAUAAACUCAGAUAGAUCACAGAGCACAUACUAUUUUUAUUAUCACUAAUAAGAUUAUAAUUUAAAAGUAUUCAUUGGAAAUUGGAAUGACAAUGCAGGUUUUAAUAGUUGUUUCUCCAUGAGAACCUCUGUUCAUAAAAUACUCAUAAAAUAUACUGGGUUUGUGUUGGGUGUGCUUUGCAGGUAUUUUGUGCAGUUACACACAUAAGUGAAUGGUUCCUAGUAUAGAAAUAAAGUACACAAGGGCCACAGUGACCCUGAAUCACUGUGAAAAAUCAGUUUUGGUAUCAAAACAGGGUUUUUCCAUUCAGUAUGCAAAUGGGUUACAAAGGAUUGCUUCAGUUUUAUGUAUAGCAAUAAUUGCACCAACCAGGGAAAGAUGCUCAGAGCCAGCAGGUGAUUGCUCUGGAGUUACUGGAGUAGCUCCCUCAGUGCCCUGAGGUCACUCUUGCUCUUCAUUGUGCACCUGAAGGUUUGCCAGGAUUUCUGGAAACCCAGGAGGAGACUCAUUGAGCUGCAGCAACUGUUAUCAUGAUAUAAUUCUAACUGACCAAGGUGCUCACACCAGAAGGUUGUUUAAGCAAAAAAGAGCCUCCAGGAAAUCAACACAGGCAGCUCCCUCUAACUCCUUAUCACUUCGAGGGAAAAGGUUUUGCUCUUUAAGCCUGCUGCAGGAUCUCCUUUGUGUUCUGCAGCCAUCAAUAUCUACUGCUUGAGUCAGCACUAAGUCCUUGGUGUUCACAGCAGUAAGGCAGCAGCCAGUGUUUGUUCUUCCCUUCUUCCCAAGAAAUGACUCACAAUGAUCAACAUCCCACCUUUUUUUUUUUUACAUCCAUUUCCAAAUGCCCACAAAAUAAUAAUAUUUUACUUUUUUCCAUACUCUUUACAAAUAAUGGAGAAGUGAGUCAUAUCCUUUGGAAAGAUUACCCAAGAAGGAGAACACAUAGCAGAAGUAACUUCAGACACUUUAUUUAAAAACCAGAAUAAAGAAUAACUUGGAAUCAGACUCUGGAAAUUGAAGUUAAAUUGUAGUUUAGCUACUAACCAUAACCUGUGUACACUGUUCUUUGGACAACCAAGAUAAUUGUAAGAACAAUAUUUAAAUUCAGUGUGCUUUCUUGUCAUUGCCAGGUUUGUAUGUCUUGCUUAUUUUAAUCAUGUGGUAUGUGGUUCUUCAGUUUAUUUUGAGGUCAUAAGAUCUUAUUCUUGUCUGAUUUAUAUAAACAGGUAUAAUGAUGAUUGAUAUGUCAUUUAGUAGCAAUUAAAUUACAUUAAUUCAGGCCAAAUAAAAGGGGAAUUCCACUGGCUUUUAAAGAGUUAUAUUAAAGAAUCAAAGCACCACAUACCCAUUGGAUGUUUGUAUGAAGUGAAAUCGAAAUCCAGAUGAGCAUGGUUUGAUUUUGAAAACCAAAAUAAAUUCUUUGUCCAGCAUGUACAGUUGGACAUUCCUGACUCUUAUUCCAAUGUCCGAAUAUUAACUCUGUCCUGACAUUAAGGGUUUUGUAUUGUACAUUCUACCAUUUACGGUACCUUUACUUCAGGAGAUACUUUGAUAGACACUCAUUUGGGAUGUGCAAAGAAUAUAAUCUAAAAUUUUAAGUCAUUUCUUUGUCAUAAAUCUGUCAGUUGUCCCAUGUAUUCAGGGUUUUGGUGUUAUGUGAAACUACAAACCUGACUAUUUUUUUCCCAACACUUCUAACAUUUUACAUGAAAAAAAAUUGUAGAAGUUGCAGCUGACAAAGGACUGUCCAGUCAUCUGCCCCAGUUAUGAAUCCUAAAGAUCAUUACAGAAUUAUUGUAUCACCUUGUUAUGUUUGAAACCUGGCCAUUAAUUUGUGGAAAUUAACCUAUGUAUUGGAGCCAGUUUGGGUACAUAAAUGCCACUGCACACUGUAAUAUAUCACAUGUCUCCAAGGUCAGGACAAUGUCAGUAAAUUCUUCAUACACCAGAAAAUGCUUCAAAACAAAAUUGAAUCACUUCAAAAGUGCAACAAAAGUCUAAACAAUUUUAAUUCUGUAUAAAAGUGUUAGCAGAACCAAAAUAUGAGAACAGAUGGAAGUGUAUUUAGAUGCCUUUGAUGCUCCAAUCAAUAUUUCAUUUGGUCUUCUGCAAAGCUUCUGGGGAGCACAGGGAGCUGCAGAGCAACUCCUUGGUUGACAA